Molecule: messenger RNA, 1642 nt
Organism: Sebastes umbrosus (honeycomb rockfish)
Lineage: Eukaryota; Metazoa; Chordata; Actinopteri; Perciformes; Sebastidae
Gene: ethe1
Product: ETHE1 persulfide dioxygenase
Exons: 7
Coding region: 334-1242 (302 amino acids)
Biological process (GO): hydrogen sulfide metabolic process; glutathione metabolic process
Molecular function (GO): sulfur dioxygenase activity
Source: RefSeq, a predicted model, not a curated record
GUGUGUGCGUGUGGAGGAAGUUGAGCUGCUGCUGCACUAACACACAUCAUGGUUGCUCAAUAACACAAUAUAAAGGUUAUGGCAGUGACUGUAAAAGCCAGUGACACUGCAACACACCACUACUGUCUCUGUGUUCAUCCAGGAGGAGAGUUUAGCUUUCAACUCGACUCUGAAGAGAGCUUUCUUGGAAGAAAUUGAUACAUAAACUCACAUCCGCUCCUCUCUGGUUGCUACACUACGACACACUAAGUCUAUUAGUCUCUGGUUGCUACAUUGCAUUAGUCUGGGACUAACAGCUGAUAUCCGGUGGUGCAGUCAGGAUAUAAAACGACAAUGUGCUCGGUAAUCAUCAGCAGCAGCAGGGUGAGACCUUUUCAACGAGCUCUGGCUCUCUCGCUUCGCCUCAGAGCAAACAACAACAACACCGAGGGCUCGAGUUCCGCAGCAGCCGACAGAAGGCUCCUCUGCUCGGCAGUGAGAGCUGGCGUUGAGCCGCUGAGAGCUACCAGCAGGAGAUCCUACUGCUGCAGGACGGAGCUGACCAGAGGACUGCUCUUCAGACAGCUGUUUGAACCGGAGAGCAGCACCUACACCUACCUGCUGGCAGACACGGAGACCAAGGAGGCGAUCGUCAUCGAUCCUGUACUGGAGACUAUUGAAAGGGACCUGAAGCUCAUACAUGAACUGGGGUUCAAUCUAAAAGUGGCAGUUAACACCCACUGCCAUGCGGACCACAUCACAAGCACUGGGCUGAUGAAGAAAAGAUUGGUUGGGCUGAAGAGUGCUAUCUCCAAGUUCAGCGGUGCCUCUGCAGACAUCCUCCUGUCGGAGGGAGACGAGAUCUCCUUUGGAAAACAUUAUCUGACAGUGAGAGAGACACCAGGACACACUGAUGGGUGUAUGACGCUGGUAUCAAGGGAUCAAAGCAUGGCCUUUACUGGGGACGCUCUGCUCAUCAGAGGCUGUGGCAGGACAGACUUCCAGCAGGGCUGUGCUAAGAAGCUCUAUGAGUCGGUCCAUCAGAAGAUCUUUACUCUGCCCGAUCAGUGCCUCGUCUACCCAGCACACGACUACUUAGGUCAGACGGCGUCUACGGUCGGUGAGGAGCGCAAGUUUAACCCGCGCUUGACCAAGAGCCUGGAAGAGUUUGUGAACAUCAUGAAGAACCUGAAUCUCCCUAAGCCUAAGAAAAUAGAUAUUUCAGUGCCUGCUAAUCUGGUUUGUGGAGUACAUGAAGUCUGAGUGUCCUCCAAAAGGGAGGUUUUUAAUCAAAUAAGGUACAUCAUAGAAUCAACUUUAUUGGCCAAGUGUGUGUACAAACACAUCACACACAGGCAUUUGACUGAUUUUGCACAUAGAAAAUUAAUCAACGUUCACAGAUACAAAAUCUGAACGGGAUUAGCCAAAAACUGCUUACCAUGAAGUGCUUUAUCGUGUGUAUUUAUGUAAAUGUAAAGAUGUAUAUUUGAAUAGCUGUUGCCAUUUGUAGCGCAGCUACUGAUGUAAUUGUGAAAAUGCUUGAAAUACAAAUGCAAUCAGUUCUAUUUUAACUAUUAGAAAUGAUUGCUUAAGAUGUGUACAUGAGGGAAAAAACACUAUUAAUAUUGUUUUUGUAUUUUGAUUAAAUUGAAAUGUGACUUGC